UCCCCAGCGCUGACCCAUCUCUCCGCCCUCGCCGCUGCCAUGGCGGCAGCUCCGCCGCUCUCCAAGGCUGAGUAUCUGAAGCGAUACUUGUCCGGGGCAGAUGCCAGCGUCGAUGGGGGUCCCGAGUCCGGUCGCAAGCGUCGCAAAAAGCGGCCGAAACCUAGCGGGGCUGGCGGCAAGGGAAUGCGGAUUGUGGAUGAUGAUGUGAGCUGGACAGCUAUCUCUACCACUAAACCAGAAAAGGAGGAAGAGGAAGAUGAUGGAGAUUUGCCUGUGGUGGCUGAGUUUGUGGAUGAGCGGCCAGAAGAGGUAAAGCAGAUGGAGGCCUUUCGUUCCAGUGCUAAAUGGAAGCUUUUGGGAGGCCACAAUGAAGACCUACUCUCACAUAGCUAUCAUGAUUUCCUGGAUUCAUCUCCUCCUAGGAGGGUCCGUCAUGAUUCCCCGGAUUCAUCUCCUCCUAGGAGGGUCCGUCAUGAUUCCCCGGAUUCAUCGCCUCCUAGGAGGGCCCGUCAUGAUUCCCCAGAUCCUUCUCCUCCCAGGAGGGUCCGUCAUGACACCCCAGAUCCGUCUCCCCCAAGAAGGGCCCGUCAUGACUCAGACGCAUCUCCUCCCAGGAGGGUCCGUCAUGACUCUUCAGAUGCUUCACCCCCCAGGAGAGCCCGUCAUGAUUCUCCAGAUCCUUCUCCCCCUAGGAAGCCUCAUCGUAAUUCUACAGGUAUAUCUCCUAGGAGGUUCCGUCAUGACUCACCAGAUUCAUCUCCUAGAAGAGCCUGUCACGGUUCCUCAGAUCUCUCUUCCCCCAGAAGGGCCCAUAACAACUCCCCUAACUUAUCUCAACCUAGGAGGACUCUUGACUCCUCGGACACACGAAAACUCUGGAGGGCCCGUCAUGACUCCCCCGAUUUGGCUUCUGAUGUCACUCAUUCACUGCCCAAAACCAAAAGCAGUAAAGCCCCAGAAAGAGCCUCUAGCAAGAACUCCCCACAUUGGAAGGGGCCAGGACCCUCUCAUUCAUCACUGCCAAAGAACAGCAAACAUGAGUAUGACUCAGACCUCUCUCCUCCACGGAAAAAGCAAGCAAAAUCCCAUUUUGGAGAUAAGAAGCAACUUGGUUCUAAGGGUUAUUCUCCCAGCCAUAGGAAAUUUCAUAUAAGUUCUUCACCUAGGAGACAUCACAGUCACACACUGGAUUCUUCUUCCUAUCUAAGUGACUUUGAGAAAGCCUCUGAUUCAGACCUUUCUCCUCCACGGCAUAAACAGAGUUCAGGGCACCAGGAUUCUGAUUCAGAUCUUUCACCUCCACGGAAUAGACCUCGACACCGGACCUCUGAUUCUGACCUCUCUCCACCAAGGAGGAAACAGAGAACCAGAUCUUCUGAUUCUGAUCUGUCUCCACCUCGAAGGAGUCAGCCUCCUGGAAAGAAGGCUGCACACAUGUAUUCUGGGGCUAAAACUGGGUUGGUGUUAACUGACAUACAGCGAGAGCAGCAGGAGCUCAAGAAACAGGACCAAGAAACCAUGGCAUUUGAAGCUGAAUUUCAGUUUGCUGAAACUGUAUUUCGUGAUAAGUCUGGUCGUAAGAGGAAUUUGAAACUGGAACGUUUAGAGCAAAGGAGGAAAGCAGAGAAAGACUCAGAGAGAGAUGAGCUGUAUGCCCAGUGGGGAAAAGGGCUUGCUCAGAGCCGGCAACAGCAACAAAAUGUGGAGGAUGCAAUGAAAGAGAUGCAAAAACCCCUGGCCCGCUAUAUUGAUGAUGAAGAUCUGGAUCGGAUGCUAAGAGAACAAGAAAGAGAAGGGGACCCCAUGGCCAACUUCAUCAAGAAGAAUAAGGCCAAGGAGAACAAAAAUAAAAAAGUGAGACCUCGCUAUAAUGGUCCAGCACCUCCUCCUAACAGAUUUAAUAUCUGGCCUGGAUAUCGCUGGGAUGGAGUGGACAGAUCCAAUGGAUUUGAACAGAAGCGCUUUGCCAGACUUGCCAGCAAGAAGGCAGUGGAGGAACUUGCCUACAAAUGGAGUGUUGAGGAUAUGUAACUUUCCUGAGGCUGUGGGAGUUGCUGUAGGCCUUGGUAGUAGACACAGGGCAGGGGGACAUCCAGCUAUAACAGUUGUCUAUGCUAAUAUCCAGGGCCCACAAAGACUAGGAACUGUUGGAUGCCAGUUUUGACCACAGAAGAAUAUGUGAGACCUGAUCUCUGGACUGAGGUACCUGUACUGCUCAGGUGUGGCAACACUGGCUAUUGCUGGCUUUCAAAGGAAGCAUUGAUUUCUCAGUGUACCAGGAUUUGUUCUUGGUUAGGAUUUUUCUUUUUCUGUUUUUUAAUAAACAUACAUUUAUUUUUUAAAAAUUA
Carlito syrichta (Philippine tarsier) is the source of this 2348-nucleotide messenger RNA. It is a transcript of the gene BUD13, whose product is annotated as BUD13 homolog. NCBI's taxonomy places the organism in Eukaryota, Metazoa, Chordata, Mammalia, Primates, Tarsiidae. Gene Ontology annotation, molecular function: RNA binding. Gene Ontology annotation, cellular component: U2-type spliceosomal complex; RES complex. The record is from RefSeq and is a predicted model, not a curated record. The transcript is spliced from 10 exons. Gene Ontology annotation, biological process: mRNA splicing, via spliceosome. The coding region runs from base 40 to 2031 and encodes 663 amino acids.